Molecule: messenger RNA, 1993 nt
Organism: Aspergillus steynii IBT 23096
Lineage: Eukaryota; Fungi; Ascomycota; Eurotiomycetes; Eurotiales; Aspergillaceae
Product: cytochrome P450
Exons: 3
Coding region: 214-1926 (570 amino acids)
Molecular function (GO): heme binding; oxidoreductase activity, acting on paired donors, with incorporation or reduction of molecular oxygen; monooxygenase activity
Source: RefSeq, a predicted model, not a curated record
CCGGGCAGUUCACUUAGUCUUCCGUUCCAUUUUUCCCUCUUUGUCUGUCUCCGUCCCUGAACCCCUUUCCGACCUUCUUGACCUAUUUAGAUUUCUCCAAUUCUUAUUUUACUCUUGCUCCUUUUGCCAUUCUUCGUCUUGAUUGUGGUCUACUUACUGUCCUUCUCCCUCGCACAUUUCAAAUCCCCAAGUGUACCUAAAACGCUCAGCACCAUGAUCUUAGAAGUUCUCGCAGCUUUAUCUCUGGCCUACUUGGGCUGGAGCAUGGUGAGCAUGGAGAUCAAUUACCGCAGGGCAUCCUCGAUGGGUAUCCCGCUAGUCCGGCUCCCCAUUGACCCCAAUAACCUGGUCUGGAUGGUUUUGGAGUCCCAGCUGUGGCCCAUCCUUGAUCGCCUUCCGAUAGAUUUGGGAUCUCUUAGCCGCUACGGACGCAGAGGGUGGCACUUCGCUGAUAAGGCAAACUCACAUCUCCAAUAUGGCUCCAUCUGGGCGCUUGUAACCCCCGUGGACAUUUACGUGCACGUUGCGGAUGCAAACACGGUUCACGAUAUCUUUGAUCGACGAUCCGACUUCCUACGUCCGUCCAAGAUGUACAAGCUCCUGGAAGUGUACGGCCCGUGCAUCUCAACAGCCAGCUGGAAAGACUGGCCACGCCACCGGAAGGUCCUCGCAACGCCAUUUAACGAAAGUAUCAUGACCUUUGUGUGGGACGAGAGCGUGAAGCAGACGCGCCAGAUGCUGAGCACUUGGACCGAUGCGUCGAGUCCGGCCAUUGAGAGUGUCGCCAGGGAUACGCGGACACUCUCGCUCAACGUACUGGCGGCGACUGGCUUCAGACGAUCAUACGAGUUUAUGGGCGCGAAUAAAAACCCCGUCAGCUCCACGACGACAACUAGACAAGCGGAAAUGGCGACAAAAACCCCAUCAAGUUAUCGAGAUGCUCUUCAAACCGUCCUCGACAACUGCAUCAUGCUCAUGAUCAUGCCACAACGCGUCCUCUCGCUACCAUUUGCACCGGCAUCAUGGCGCCGUGUGGCAAAGGCUGCCUCCUCUUUUAAAGUACACAUGGCCCGCAUGCUCGACGAGGAGAUCGAUGCUUUGAAAGCUGGAAAGUCGGGCUCUGGGGGCAUCAUGACAUCAUUCGUUCGGGCCAUGGACCUGAAACAACACGAGGACGCGAAAGGCGGUAGUGUCAAGGGACUAAGUCUCGAUGAGAUUUUCGGAAACAUCUUCGUCAUUAACUUUGCUGGCCACGACACGACGGCAAAUACCCUGGCAUUUGCGACGCUGCUCCUAGCUGCUCACCCCGACGUGCAGGAGUGGGUGGCCGAGGAGCUGGCGGAAGUUAUGGCUGGUGCCGACACAGAAGGGGGGUACGACGCACUCUUCUCAAAGCUCAAACGGAGCAAGGCCAUUAUGUUGGAAACUCUCCGUCUUUAUCCCCCAAUCAUGGCUCUGCCCAAAUGGACAAACGACCAGCCCCAGAGCUUGCAGGUCGGAGAGCAAACAAUUGUCAUUCCACCCAAUACAGGCGUUAUGCCUGGUGUCCUGGCGCUGCACACUCACCCGGCGUACUGGGAGGACCCCCUUGCUUGGAAGCCACGGCGGUGGAUCUCUACAAACAAUGAUGAAAGCGACGCACUUUCUCCUGGAGAUGAAGUCCUGCUUACACCUCCUAAAUGCACGUAUAUUCCGUGGUCUGAUGGUCCCCAGAAUUGCCCGGGCACCCGGUUCUCGCAGGUGGAAUUUGUCGCGGUAAUGGCAAGUCUGCUACGGCACCAUCGGAUUGAAAUCGUGGGAGCUGCAGGCGAGUCUCUCGAAGAUGCGAGGAGGCGGGUUCUUGACACGGUAAACGACGUGGAUCAGGAGAUGCUCUUGCGGAUGAAGGAUGCCGAUCGCGUUCGGCUUGUGUGCAGGCGGGCGUGAUCAAAAUUUCAGGGAUCCAGAUAACGGUCUUGAAAUAAGAUAUUAAUAUAAUAAGCUAGAGUGUGAG